This is a messenger RNA of Zootoca vivipara (common lizard), 2552 nucleotides long. RefSeq names its product tRNA methyltransferase 61A (gene TRMT61A). Gene Ontology annotation, molecular function: tRNA (adenine(58)-N1)-methyltransferase activity. Lineage: Eukaryota; Metazoa; Chordata; Lepidosauria; Squamata; Lacertidae. The record is from RefSeq and is a predicted model, not a curated record. Gene Ontology annotation, biological process: tRNA methylation. Gene Ontology annotation, cellular component: nucleus; tRNA (m1A) methyltransferase complex.
AUUAAAAGGAGUGUUACUACUUAGGGAGGUAGACUACAGCAAAUAAUAACACUGGGUCCUCUGUCAAAGUAAUUGUUGAACUGAAACACAGUUAAGAAGAAGUAUAUUAAUAGUGAAACACAGUUAAGAAGAGGUAUAUUAAUAGUGAAUAAUAGUAUAUUAAUAGUGAAUUAAUAGUGAAAUACAAUUAAGAAGUAUAUUGAUAGUGAAAUAAUUAUUAAGCUCUAACUUAAAAUGGUUUUUGAUUCAUAACAAACAUUUUGGAAAUGUACAUCCAGUUUCUUUUUCCUUUAAAUUUUUGUUGGGCCCCCCCCCAAGAAAGUGGGGCCCUAAGCUAUAGUAUAGCUUGUUUAGUUUAUCCGUCACUGUGUGUAUGCUAUAAAGCCUUGCACGCGUGCCUUCGCUUCGUCUCGUUCUGCUUCAGACAAACUGCAGUGGAAAUUUAAAAACCAAAAAAUGCUGAGGACGGAGGAAGCGAAAAACCGCUCACUGCAUUCAAACCGGGAACUAGGCAAGCUUUAUCCCUGGCAGGGAGCCAUCGAGGGCGGGGAAGCCGAGGAGCGUCAGCAGCCUGCGACAGCCCGAGAGAAGGGAGAAGAAAGCGGAAAGAGCGACAAUAAAAGAAAGGAGGGAAGAAGGGAAAAAACAACCCACGUGCGCGAAUGAGUGAGGUUGUUUAUCUGCUCUGAUCCUAUGCACCCUCCCCGCUUCCUUCUUCCUGUGCGCCCACGUGGGAAGCCGGCAAAGCUCCAGCUAACCUGCCAGCCACAAGACUAUCGCGAUGAGUUUUAUUGAGUACAGGCAGACGAUAAAGGAUGGGGACACGGCCAUCGUCUUCUUGGGCCAUGAGUCCAUGUUUCCGGUGAAGGUGCAGCAUGGCGGUAAAACCCAGACGAAGUACGGUGUCAUCAGGCAUUCCGCCGACCUCAUAGGCAAGCAGUAUGGCUCCAAGGUGACCUGCAGCAAAGGAGGCUGGGUAUAUAUUCUUCACCCGACUCCCGAGCUGUGGACUCAGAACCUCCCCCACCGGACGCAGAUCCUGUAUUCGACGGACAUCUCUCUCAUCACCAUGAUGCUCGAGCUGAAGCCGGGGUCCGUUGUCUGUGAAUCAGGUACUGGAAGUGGCUCCUUGUCUCAUGCAAUCAUCAGGACAAUUGCCCCAACAGGGCACCUGUAUACAGUGGAGUUCCACCAGCAGAGAGCUGAGAAAGCCAUCGAGGAGUUUGAAGAGCACAAGGUGGGCCAUUUGGUGACGGUGAAGAACCAAGAUGUCUGCAAGAGCGGCUUUGGCGUCACUCACCUUGCAGACGCAGUCUUCCUGGACAUUCCGUCGCCGUGGGAAGCCAUAGGGCACGCCAAAUCUGCGCUAAAGCAUGAAGGUGGACGCAUCUGUUCCUUUUCCCCUUGCAUCGAACAAGUGCAAAGGACCUGCCUGGCUCUGGAGGAGCACGGCUUUGCCGAAUUUAAUACUCUGGAGAUCCUGCUGAGAGUGUACAACGUUCGGACAAUCAGCUUGCCAGUCCCUGACCUUGGAAGAGGAGCUGGGGGUGAUGGCAGGGCAGCGUCUGACAAAGGCAGCCCACCAGAUCAAGGUGCCUCUUCUGCUGGUCUCCAGCAGGGAAACGCACAGUUUAAAAGCGGCGUGCCACCUAGGGAGAUGGUGGGUCACACUGGGUAUUUGACCUUCGCUACCAAAAGCCUAUUUUAGUUACGGGAGAAGCUAGCGGCCUCCUCGCUGCUCUCCCUCCCUCCCUCCCUCCCAAUCAAGCAUCCCGAGCUUUUUUUUGCUCGUCGGGCAAUUCCAUAUAUAGUCAGACUGAGUAAGAUUAUGCUUUUGUUUAAAUAGCACGCAGGAGCGCUAACCAGAUCAGCCUUGCAGUACACUGUCCUUCUGGAACAGUGCUUGGCUGGCUGCCUGUCAGGUAGGAAGAUGGAUUAGCAGCUAAUAGCUGUGGGUUGGACUUUGCAAAAUCAAAAGCCACUUAUUGAGGUUGUUGGGGGGGGGAUGUCAAGGAGGUUUCCUUUUGCUUUCUGGAACCCCUGCAUUGAUUCUUCCCUCUAAGAGGGUGUGCAAUGGGGAGAAUUUUUUGCUUUCGGCUUUUUAUUUGCCAUUAGGAAUUCAUUUAAUAUUUGGGUUUUUUUUAAAAAAAGAUUUUGCCAUAGGCCCAGAAUUGGCUAGCAGCACCCCCACCAAAGAGAGUAUAAAAAUGCAGGUGGGUGUGUGGAUCCAUAUAUACACAUACAUGCAUACAUACAUAGGUGAACCACCCUGGAAAGAGCAUCAAACCCAAUUUAUUGUGGUUGGGUGAUGGGAGUGAGUCUCCCUUGUCAAAAGUGCAGAUCUAGCUUUUGAGGGGGGGAAGUUAGGCUGCAAGUCUUCACCCUGAUAUCGAAUGCUGAAUGGAGCUGGAGGUUUCCUAUAGGAAGUGUCAUUUAGUCUCAUCCCUGCUUGCAAUUCUGUCCAGGGACAAUUCUACUACCUCUUCUGUGUGAGCAACAUCCUCAGCACAAUCGCACAUUCACUUGGUCCUGAAUAAAUGGCUAGAUUUGCA